GUAAUUAGAAGUCGGGGCAAAGGAAUUGGGGAAAAGAGCAAAACCCUACUAACACCUUUCUCCCUGUUUACGCUUUUCCUCCCCCACUGGGAAGCGCUAACUCCCUCCAGAUUUUACGCGGCGAACUCUCUACGCAGCGCUCCCGCCGAUGUUCUAAGCGGCCAUCGGUGACCUCCAGGCAACUUUAUCUCGGACUACAAGGCGUAGUUGAGGCUAAAGAUCCGUGGUCUAUAAUUCCAUAACAGUGCUUUCCUAUUUCAAGAUGAGGCUAUUAACUCACAAUAUGCUUUCAUCCAACAUCAAGGGAGUCGCAAAUGGAUUCCCGCUAAAGAUUGAAGUUGAGAAAGUGGUACAGCAGGAGGUCGAUUUCAACAUCGACUUCCUCAAGAACAUGUUUUAUAAGGUUGAAUGGAAGGCAUUGGCGGAAGCUUCUAGAACCAUGGGCUAUGCCGAGCUGCCUGAAAAUGCUGAUGCGGCUAUGCUCGAGUCUGAUGAUUUUCUUCAUAAGUUCCACCAUGCCCUUCUUGAGCUUCAUCUUGAAGAGGGUGCCUUGGUUUGUCCCGAGACUGGCCGCAAAUUUCCUGUCACUAAAGGUAUUCCCAAUAUGCUCCUUCAUGAAGAUGAGGUUUGAUUUUUAUCUCUUUUUGGGUAUUGAUGUGUUUUGCUUUGGAAAUGGGGGCUAGGGAUUUUUGAUACUAGGGUUUAAGGUACUGGUUUGGACGACUUAUAGUUCACCAUUUUGAUUGUAAUGUGAUAGCCUUGUUGAUAUUAUGGAGUGAUUAUCAGAACUUCUUUGUUCAGAAAUUAUUGAACGUUCAGUUUCCUA
Nicotiana attenuata is the source of this 826-nucleotide messenger RNA. Its product is annotated as multifunctional methyltransferase subunit TRM112-like protein At1g22270. The coding region runs from base 263 to 631 and encodes 122 amino acids. The record is from RefSeq and is a predicted model, not a curated record. Gene Ontology annotation, molecular function: protein heterodimerization activity. Gene Ontology annotation, biological process: peptidyl-glutamine methylation; tRNA methylation; rRNA (guanine-N7)-methylation. The transcript is spliced from 3 exons. NCBI's taxonomy places the organism in Eukaryota, Viridiplantae, Streptophyta, Magnoliopsida, Solanales, Solanaceae.